Molecule: messenger RNA, 2115 nt
Organism: Varanus komodoensis (Komodo dragon)
Lineage: Eukaryota; Metazoa; Chordata; Lepidosauria; Squamata; Varanidae
Gene: NECTIN4
Product: nectin cell adhesion molecule 4
Exons: 10
Coding region: 1-2115 (704 amino acids)
Biological process (GO): heterophilic cell-cell adhesion; homophilic cell-cell adhesion
Cellular component (GO): adherens junction
Source: RefSeq, a predicted model, not a curated record
AUGGCUGGGGACGAGGGGAGCUGCACCCCAACACAGCCAGGAGGUCGCAGGAGGCGCGUGCCAGUGAAAAAGCAAAGGCGACCCCACAGGCCGGAAGCUUCCCUCUUCCCAGCCUUUCCUCGCAAAGCCAAGGGGGCCAAGGCCGGGUCCGUGCCCGCGUCCCGUGGCAAGGAGUCCCACGUCGCUCCCACGCUGCCCGGGGGGCCCCACCGCCUCCCGCAGCCCCCUCCUCCUCUUGCAGGGCUGCUGCGAGCCCAGCGCUCGUCCGCCCAGGUGCAGCACCUGACGGCCAGCACACAGCGGAACCAACUGUGCAAAGGGGGGGAGGCGGAGGGCGGGGGCCCUGGUGAACAGGUCCUGCAGGUUACAGCCAGCUCCCACCCGGGCAAGGGCGACCACGCCGACGUCUGCAUCGCGCAGCAGAAUUCGUACGGCUUGGAGGCUUCGUCAGUUCCCAGUCCAGCCACCUGCCUGCUCUCAAAGCCCAGAUCACGCAGGCUCCGCUCACUGGUCCUGCUUUCUGUCUCGCCAGGUGCCCGGGCAAGAGCGCUGGAGCCCCAGCAGAGCAUCACCGCCGUGCUUGGGAAAGAUGUGGUCCUCCCCUGCACUUACCAGGCUCCAGAGCACGGGACGGUGCUCCAGGUGACGUGGCUGAAGCGCAUGGAUGACGGGCAAGGCGUGGAGCUGGCGGUGCUGCAUCAGGAGCACGGGGCAUACGUCCAGGAGCCCUACACCGGGCGGGUGCUGUGGCAGGCCCAGGGGUCUCUGAACAACGGCUCCAUCCUGCUGAAGAAUGCGGUGCAGGCGGAUGAGGGUGUCUAUGAGUGCCACCUGAUUACCUUCCCCCUGGGCAGUUUUGAAUCCAGCCUCACUCUCAAGGUCCUCGUGCCCCCGUUGCCGACGCUGAACCUCGGGCCCCCGCUGGAGGAAGGGCAGGGCCGCACCCUGGCUGCCUCGUGCACUGCCGAGGGGAACCCCAUCCCCACAGUGACCUGGGAGACGGCGGUGCCCGGCACGGCCAAGAGCCAGGAGUCUUCCCACCAGCGCUCUGCCUCCAUCACCAGCGAGUUCUACGUGGUGCCCGGGCGCAGCAUGCACGGCAAGCCGCUGACCUGCGUCGUCUCGCACCCGGGGCUGCAGCACCAGAAGCGGAUCACGCACUUGCUCAACGUGACGUAUCUCUCAGAUGCCUCCGUCCUGGGUCACGAGGCAGAGGAGGACUGGGCCGAAGGCAGGGAGGGCGCCUUCCUGAAGUGCCUUGGAGAUGGAAACCCCCCGCCAAGAUACAACUGGACUCGGCUCGACGACCCCCUCCCCAGAGGGGUGAAGGUCAAGGGGGACACCCUGCUCUUCCAGAGGCCUCUCAGCCCGGAGGACGGAGGCGUCUACAUUUGCCACGUGGCCAACAGCUUCGCGAGCAAGGAGGCCCGGGCCACGGUCAGCAUCACAGGCAGCCAAGCCAAGCAGGUGGACGUGGUCUCUGUCUCCAUGAUCGGGGCCGGCCUCAUUUCCCUGGUGCUGCUGGGCCUCCUCGUCCUCGUGGUCGUCCUCAUGACCUGCUACCACAAGCGGAAGACCAAGCGCAUCACCGAGAAAUACGAGGAGGAGCUGACCCUGACGAGGGAGAACUCGAUCCGGCGCCUGCACUCCAGCCACAGUACCGACACCCGGAACCAGACCGAGGAGAACCUCCUGCUGCGGUCCGAGAGCCGGCAGGGCAGCCUCCGGGCGGACAGCCUCUGCCGGGAGAGCCUGCGGGGGGACAGCCUGUGCCGGGACAGCCGGCAGGGCAGCUUCCGGGCGGACAGCCUGCGCGAGACCAGCCUCUGCUCCGUCCUGGGCGAAGAGGUGGAAGGACGCAGCUACUCCACGUUGUCCACGGUGCGGGAAAUCGAGACGCAGACGGAGCUGCCGCCGCUGCCGCCUCCGACUCUUGUCCAGGAGUGCCAGACAGAGAAGGAGAAAGCAGACGAGGAGGAGGAGGAGGAGGAGGAGCGGGACGGCGAGAACAACAUCAAGCAGGCCAUGACGCACUUUGUGCAGGAGAACGGCACGCUCCGGGCCAAGCCCACCACCAACGGCAUCUACAUCAACGGCCGGGGACACCUGGUGUGA